Messenger RNA from Parathielavia appendiculata, 687 nucleotides. RefSeq lists its product as uncharacterized. The record is from RefSeq and is a predicted model, not a curated record. Lineage: Eukaryota; Fungi; Ascomycota; Sordariomycetes; Sordariales; Chaetomiaceae. Bases 64 to 288 code for a protein of 74 amino acids. The transcript has a single exon.
CACCCACCAAGCAUUCAUCAAACAACAACGGAUCACCAGACUGCCGCGGUGCCCAGUCUUCCGAUGCCCACAAUCUACCAGACUGUCAAACUGUGCGUGUCAAUUGGGCUCGAAGCCGCUGCAGCAUGGUCGAAGCGGUUCGGCUAUGGGUCCCGCCCGCCUGGCUGGCCCCAUCACAGAAUGCCAGAUGUGGCAGCAUCGACGGAGCCCAACCUUCCAACCACGCGCUGGUGGUCUUCCAGCGAGAAACAGGCCAGGGAGCUUUCCGGCAUUGUUGGUCCGCUCUAGUUACCGUCUGUCGGUCCAUCUCAUCUCGUUCGGAACGCAAUCCGCGGCGCCAACCUGGUAAUCGCUUGUCUCGAAACAAGGCCUGGCCUGCUUGUUUGUCGUUGAUGGGGCUCCAUCGAGGCUCUUGACGUGGCAGCAUUGGUUGCCACUCACUUAGUGUCUGAUUGGCCCCGCUUCCGUUGUCGUCCGGCCCACAAAUCUGCAACGCCAGCGUUGAAGGUGGAGGACUCGGGCUUGCUUCGAAGAUGGCCUGCUGAAAGAUGGCAUGGCCAUGGAGGGGCUCGUGUCGAGUUACGGAGGAAUCCUUUCACCCUUGCAUGGCGGAAAGCUUUUCCCGCAGCAAAUGGCUCGCGCUGGCACCUAGAAUCUCCAUCGCGGAUCAAGGCGGCCUUCGUCCAC